Molecule: messenger RNA, 2442 nt
Organism: Oncorhynchus keta (chum salmon)
Lineage: Eukaryota; Metazoa; Chordata; Actinopteri; Salmoniformes; Salmonidae
Product: dual specificity protein phosphatase 26-like
Exons: 3
Coding region: 1-630 (209 amino acids)
Biological process (GO): negative regulation of MAPK cascade; protein dephosphorylation
Cellular component (GO): cytoplasm
Molecular function (GO): protein tyrosine/serine/threonine phosphatase activity; MAP kinase phosphatase activity
Source: RefSeq, a predicted model, not a curated record
AUGGCGUUCAUGUCCCGGUUCUCCCGGUCCCGGAGCAGCUCCAGAUCUCCCAACAGGAAAGAUUCGGGGCGCGGGUCCCCUGUACUAACAGUGUCUGAGCUGGAACGGCUCCUCUACACUGGGAAAACAGCGUGUAACCAUGCCGACGAGGUCUGGCCCAGGCUCUACAUUGGAGACCAAGACAUUGCAUCAGACCGGCGUGAGCUGGCACGGCUUGGCAUCACCCACAUCCUGAACUGUGCCCAGAGUAAGUGGCGCGGCGGGGCGGAGUACUACGCUGGCAUGGACAUCACCUACCAGGGCAUCGAGGCCCACGACACGCCCUCCUUCGACAUGAGUGUCAACUUCUACCCCGCUGCAGAGUUCAUACACAGAGCCCUCAGCAGCAGUGGUAAGGUGCUGGUGCACUGUGCGGUGGGUGUGAGUCGUUCGGCCACGCUGGUUCUGGCCUACCUGAUGAUCCGUCAGAACCUGACCCUGGUGGAGGCCAUCAAGGCAGUGAAGGACCACCGUGGCGUAAUCCCCAACCGGGGCUUCCUACGCCAGCUCAACGGCCUGGACAGCAUCCUCCGGGACAACCGCAAGGCUCUACACUCCCCAACCUCCCCGACCUCUCCAACCUCUCUUUAGAGCUAACAGGCUAACACAGCUAAAUACACUACUUUAGAGUUGUAACAAUGCUAACCCAUCUACAAAACCUGGGUAAACCAUUUUUUCAACCAGAAAAAUACAUCAGCAACGGGUGUGUCAUUGUCUUUCCCAUGUCUUGAUCUCGUCAUGAAAAAGGCGUCUUUACCUGGUUGAAACAGAGACCAAUUGGUCGGAAUCUGGUUUUAUGACAUCUUCAAAACCAGAAAAACAGUUUACAACCAGAAAUGGAUAUAAUUCAAAUGUCAGGCAGAAUUUCUUUCAUGCUGUGUGGUCGUAUGACAAUAGUUGUCUGUUUCCCUUUUUAUCUUUGGAUAAAAGCACCUGGGUCUUGACUAACAGUCCCAGGUAUUGUGGUCAGUUAUACAGUACUAACUAUAUGGUAGAAUUGCGUAUCAAUGGGAUAUAAAUCAUGCCUUAUAUAGAAGUAACUUCAACCUAUACAGUGCAGUAGAGACAUGGAGACAUUUUGAUGACAUGUACAAUCAUAUCAUUCCCAAAUGGCCAUUCCAAGACAUUUAAAUGUUUCCCCUUAAACCACUCGAGUGUUGCUUUAGCAGUAUGUUUAGGGUCCUUGUUCUGCUGGAAGGUGAACCUCCGUCCCAGUCUCAAAUCUCUGGAAGACUGAAACAGGUUUCCCUCAAGAAUUUCCCUGUUUUUAGCACCAUCCAUCAUUCCUUCAAUUCUGACCAGUUUCCCAGUCCCUGACGAUAAAAAACUUCCCCACAGCAUGAUGCUGCCACCACCAUGGCAGCAUCAUGCUGGGGAUGGUGUUCUCGGUGAGUGCAUUACGCACUCAAGCCACAAUCACUACGCACACCUGCCUUCCCCCCGUAACAGGCAUCAGCGAUCAUUGGACUCACUGGACUCAAUUACUUGUGUCAUUACCUUCCCUAUAUCUGUCUGUUCCCAAGUUCUGUUCCCUGCUCUGGGAUUAAUUGUCUCAUGUCCGUUUUACCCGUGUUCUGAUGCUGUUCCUGUCUUGUUUCCUUGUCUGAUCCCGAAUACAUUUCUGACUCCUCACUCCUGCUUCUCCUGUCUGGCGUCGGUCUUUAUAGACAUUGCGUUUUCCUUGAUGGACAAAAAGCUCAAUUUUAGUCUCAUCUGACCAGAGUACCUUCUUCCAUAUUUUUGGGGAGUCUCCCACAUGCCUUAUGGCGAACACGAGACGUGUUUGUUUAUUUUUUUCUUUAAGCAAUGGCUUUUUUCUGGCCACUCUUUUGUAAAGCUCUGUUGAGUGUACAGCUUAAUGUGGUCCUGUGGACAGAUAAUCAGAGAUAAAACAAAGAGACCAAAGAUAACCCAGAAGGAGCUGCAAAGCUCCACAGCGGAGAUUGAAUUAAUGCCCUCCUUGCUUUGUCCGUGAGUUUUGGUGGGCGGCCCUCUCUUGGCAGGUUUGUUGUGGUGCCAUAUUCAUUCCAUUUUUUAGUAAUGGAUAAUGAUGCUCCAUGGGAUGUUCAAAUUUUCUGAUAUUUGUUUAUAACCCAACCCUGAUCUGUACUUCUCCACAACUGACCUGUUUGGAGAGCUCCUUGGUCUUCAUGGUGCCCCUUGCUUAGUGGUGUUGCAGACUCUGGGUCCUUUCAGAACAGGUGUAUACUGAGAUCAUGUGACAGAUCAUGUGACACUUAGAUUGCACACCGGUGGACUUUAUUUAACUAAUUAUGUGACUUAUGAAGGUAAUUGGUUGCACAAUCUUAUUUUGGGGCGUCAUAGCAAAGGGGGUGAAUACAUAGGCACGCACAGAUUAUUUUGCUGUGACAAUACAAGUCAAAUUAAAAUACUACAUCUGUA